This is a messenger RNA of Bolinopsis microptera, 3785 nucleotides long. Its product is annotated as 5'-3' DNA helicase ZGRF1-like. Lineage: Eukaryota; Metazoa; Ctenophora; Tentaculata; Lobata; Bolinopsidae. Gene Ontology annotation, biological process: nuclear-transcribed mRNA catabolic process, nonsense-mediated decay. The transcript has 21 exons. Bases 79 to 3702 code for a protein of 1207 amino acids. Gene Ontology annotation, cellular component: cytoplasm. The record is from RefSeq and is a predicted model, not a curated record. Gene Ontology annotation, molecular function: zinc ion binding; RNA helicase activity.
AGGUUAUGAAAAUAUGUGGUGCAUACAUGUUUUCAACUUAACAAAGCGAUAUAGAAGAGAAAAUGCUGUGAACUGAAAAUGAAAACAUACAAAGUACUUUAUACUCACCAGAAAACAAAGAAGUCCAAAGUGUGGCAGGAUGGUGUGCUGAAAGAAGUAAACAACACAAAACUCUCUCUUAUCGCUGAUAACGGUCGUCACGUGGAAUCUGUCUUUACUAAAUCGGAGAAUAUUAUCGUUGGAGAUGAGAUUGAGAGCGAUGGACAUCUUAUACUCAUUGAUGAUAUUGCCAAAGAAAACAGUGAGCCCAGCACAAUUACAACUACAAGAUCCAAUAAAGAAGCCGGGAUUCGUCACCGAGCUCCCCCAAUACGUCCAAAGUUUGUUUCCAAAAAGUUCACCCCUCCCGCUAUGAGACGAUAUCCUGUUGUUGUUAACGAGGAUUCUAACACACAGAGCAGACAGGAACAACAUAGUGAGAAUAACAACUUAUUAUUGGGGAAGUUUCAGUCGAGAAAGGUGGUACGAAACAGACCUAGUUUAGUGACGUCACUUUCUCGAACAUUCCAAUCAACAUCAGAAAGUUCCAAUGGUAGAGCGCCCUUCGAUCAGUCCUCAUCAUCCUCACAGAUCAGUAGUUAUAUUACACCGAACAUAUCCUCAGAACGUUCUGAAAAAGGUUUGGAACUAAGAGAGAUUGACAGUGAUCUGAGUGUACUAUUAGAAAUGCCUGGUUCACAAAGAGGAACUGUCACAUUAUCUAAACAAUGUUUCCGUGAGGUUCCCAACAUUCCUUACAUUCCUUCAACUCCUGCAUUCACAGAACAACGAUCGAUUGAAAGUAUCUUCAAAGUUUUAAACGGUGCAUCUAGUGGCUUGUCUCCAAUGAACAACAAAUCUACUUCUAAACCGGAUGUAACAUUUGAGAAGAUUCCAGAAGAGCAUCGUGAACAAAAAGUUUCAGAAAAACUCCCAGAAAUCCCUUCAACUUGUAACUUCGACGCAUUCGACGACUCUAUUUUCAGUCCGUCUCCUCCAAAAGGAUCCUCUGGACUUUCUAAAAUUUCUCAGGAUAACAACCAAAGUUUUUCUUCUUCACUCGAAGGGUUUAUCGAUAACAAAAUUGAAGAAAUUGCAAGAACUGUCCCAGAAAAACACAACCAAAAGAUAAAACCCACUGACCACGAUGCUCUGAAAGUUAAUUCUGGUAAUAAAAAUGAAGAUAUGGCGGCCGUCAGUUGUUAUGAAACCGUUGAUUAUUUCGAUAUAUUUGGCGACGAUGACGGAAAAGCGGAAACUUUUGGUCCAACAGUGCUACAACUUUCAACCCAAGAAGGUUCAAAAGUAGGGAAGAAUACAACGCAGGAAGAAACUGUUAGUACAGAAAACAGAAACAUCGAGGAAGAUCAGAUUACGAAUAACGGGAUGAACAGUACUUUUGAUGAUUCUUUUGAUGUUGAUAUUCCUUCUUGUAGCAUGUGGGAUAUUGGAGAGGAACUUGCAGAAGAAGUUGUAGGUGGAGAGGUUGUAAGGGAAGAGGUUGUGAGGGAGGAGGUUGAUAAUGAGGAGGCUGAGCUAGAAAGACAGUCCAAACGGAGAAAACUGGGGAAUGUGUUUAGAAAUCCAAGGACAGUCACGGCUGCUGUUGAAAAACCGGCCCAGAGAAGAUUCACAGUUCCAUUUGCUGGUGGUGGCCAGUUCCUGGACAAAGAAUCCAACUGCCAAUUGAUCAAACAUGAAUUGAAGUUUGGUAAAGAGCCUCAAAAACGACAUCACCUAAUUCCUGAAUCGUUUUCUUCACCGAGUCAUUACAAAACCACAAUGCUAGAUGUUAUUUAUGAGCAUCUUAACGUGAGUUUAGCAAAGGUAUGUGAGAGAUACUCCCGGCUAACAGAACAGACGAACACAGACACAAAUACUCCAGCAGUGAAGUGUCCUCAUGGUGCUGCUAAAAUAUGCACUGUUUCUAAGGAUGGUCCUAACAAGGGGCGUCAGUUUUAUACUUGCAAAAUGAAGUCGUGCGAUCUAUUUAAGUGGGCAGAAUCUACUGUUGUUCCAACAAAUCCUCAAGAACGAUUCACAUACUAUACUCGUCAGGGUUUGAGCUUGUACAAAGGAUGCCGAAUAAAGCGGAAACAAAAUAGCAAUCUGUACAUGCUGCAACUUAGUACUCAGGAUAAACAUGUCAACUAUAAUAAGGACGAUAUUUGGAUCAUUGACUCCGCUAGUCCUCAGCCGAGUAUAAUGAAGAGCACAUUCUACGGGCCAACUAGCAGUGGUCAGGUGGAACUGAGACUGCUAAACUGCCAUGUACCCCGUUGUGGAGCGGCCACUGUCGACGCUUUGCAGGCUCUGCGGGCUGUGGCUGAGUUGGAGAUAGUUUCGGCACUAGAUAAGAUAAACACUUUGCCGUUAUUACCUUCUCUAGUAUCUAGACGGCCAGAUAACAGCAACAAAUUAUGUCGAGAUAUUGUUCUAUCAGAGGACACAGAGGAGAUAUGUAUAUCCAUGUGUAGAGAAUACCAUCUGAAUGAAAAGCAAGAGGAAGCUGUCUUGGCCCUGAUUAACUCACUAAAACACGGACCCCCUAUACUGUGUGUUCACGGAGUAUUUGGUUCUGGUAAGAGCUAUCUGUUAGCCGUGAUAGUGUUGAUCUUGGUUAGAGUUCUGAGUGGACCUCAACAUAGACUUCUUAUCACUUCUACUACUAAUGUGGCGGUGGAUAAUAUCCUUAUCAAAUUGUUAGAACUAGGGUUCGAACACUUUGUAAGGGUGGGAAGUGUGAAGAGAAUACACAAGAAGAUAGCACCCUACGUUCUGCAGCACCAGGACUGUGAAACCAGCAAUUUCUUGAAACAGGAUCAGAGCAAGUCAACACUGAGCAGAUACCAGGUAGUAGGAACUACCUGUGCAUCGUCUCCCUCCGUCUCCCAACAUGACAUCGUCCUCUUUGACGAGGUUUCGCAGGUGACAGAACCCUCGUCUCUCUUACCACUGAUACACUCGUCCUGCAAACGUCUUCUUCUGGUAGGUGAUCCUCAACAAUUACCCCCAACGCUCAGGGGUUUGGAACAAACACUGUUUGAUAGGAUGAUCAAGCUAGGAUACCCUACUGUAGUACUGAACACUCAGUACCGCUGCCCUCCGGAGAUUUCCUCCAUCUCCAGCACCCUCUUCUACUCUGGAGAACUACAAGACGGUAACCCACCCACCUCUGAAGAGACUCUACUACCUGUUCCCCCUCUCACUUUCAUUAGUAUUCCGGGGUCUGAGUCCGGGUAUGGUGAGAGUUACUCUAACAGUGCAGAGGUGAAAGCUAUUUCUGAGUUGUUAGAAGUGUUGGUUAACAAGAUUAAAGUCCCCAAAGACGAUAUAGCCAUCAUAACACUGUAUCGUGGUCAGGAAUCCUUGCUCAAGAAUGAGCUGCCUGGUUCAAAGUCUCUUAAGAUAUCCACGGUAGAUGCAGUUCAGGGUGCAGAGAAAAGUGUGAUUAUCCUGUCUUGUGUAAGAACUUCAAGAAUUGGGUUUGCUGAUUGUCCGAAGAGAGUGAACGUGGCUCUCACUAGAGCCAGACAUCAUCUUAUCAUAUUGGGAAAUAUUAAGAUGUUGAGUACGAACCAGUUGUGGGGGAAAAUAAUCCAGACAUGUGCUGAUAGAGGGGUGGUACUGACACAGUCAGAUAUACUGGCAAAACUCCAGUAGUAAGUGCCAGUAAGUAACUAACUCCCCGUACCAGUGCUGAUCAGUACCUUUGAAUAGAAAUUACAUCGAGUGAAAGAAACGAU